This is a messenger RNA of Antrostomus carolinensis (chuck-will's-widow), 1529 nucleotides long. It is a transcript of the gene CFAP99, whose product is annotated as cilia and flagella associated protein 99. The transcript is spliced from 12 exons. The record is from RefSeq and is a predicted model, not a curated record. NCBI's taxonomy places the organism in Eukaryota, Metazoa, Chordata, Aves, Caprimulgiformes, Caprimulgidae. The annotation marks the transcript as partial.
ACUCUUAAUGUGACAGAAGAAAAAUUUGUGUUGGAUACACUAGCUGGAUGCAUAGAAUAUAAAUCCUUAUUGGAUGUAGUAGUCAAUGCCUUUUUUGUUCGGGAUGGGAGAUACUGCCUGCUUUCUGAGCGUUAUCUCUAUGCAGUUAUUUGUUAUCUGGCUACUUUUCAACUAGAAGAGCUCGGUCUGCAGCAAUUCAGCAGAAUUGUGAAAUCUCUGGACACUGCAAAAAUGCAAAAGUUUCUUAGAUUCUUCUUCAAUGCCUUAUAUUUGAACACAUGGAUAAAAGACGAAUGGAGUCAGCUCUACGAUUCACUGUAUGUAAAAGAGAACUGGAUUGAUCCACUGCUGAGGUGGCAGCCAAAAGUACAGCAACUGAUUGAACAGCUCACAGAUAAAUUAAGUAAUCAUACUACCACUGUCAAGACUUCAAAGGUCACUCAGCCAAAGGAAUUUAAUUUGACUGUGCCCAAACCACGUGCUAUUCCUAUACCUGUGCCAAUACCAGUACUGGAAAAACCACCACCUGUUCCUCCAAGCACCUACAAACCUCCAAGAGAAAAAAAGCAACUAGAGGAAAUCAAAAUGAAAAACCACCAAAAAGCACAAGCUCUGCUCUUGAAAGCAAAUGCUAACCAGUUCAGGUGUGCAGCCAUGAAGACUGAAAAGGAAGAGAACACACAUGAGAGUAUGAAGAGUAAACCAGCAUUCCAGGCUCAAAAGAUCCAAAGAAAGAGUGACAAUAUACCUGUUAAAUUAAAUGCUGCAGCUAUUUUAAGAGACAGUGCCCUCUAUCAGCGGAAAAUGGAACAGGAGCUCAAGAGAAUUGAAAAUUUGCUCCAAGGGGCGGGAGACCCAUCUGAAUUCUUGGAAUGGCAAAAACAGAUGCGUGGAAAAGAUUUGGAAGAGCAGCUGGCUGAAAUAGAGUGUAGGAGGCUUCAAGGGAAACUGAGUCAUGAAGAGGCAGUUCUAGCCCGUCAGAAUGUAAUUCAAGAAAAUAAGAAGAAAGCUGAUCUAAUGAGAGAAGAGAAAGCCGAGCUGAUGCACCAGUACGCAGAGAAACGUCUCCAGGAACAGAAAGAAAUGAGAGAGCUGGUGGAGCAGGUUGUGGAAGGACACAAGAAUGCAAAGCAAGCAAAAAUAAAGCUCCAGAAAUACAAACAGCAGAUAGUUCAGGAAGUUUGUGAAGAAAAUCGAGAACUUCUCCGGCAAGCUUUAGAAGAAGAGGAGGAGAAGCUCAGGAAAAGAUACGAACUAAUUCAACAAAUACGAGCUAUUGAGUCUUUACCAAGCCUCAGACAUAAGUGUGUUGAUUUAACUGAGACUGGUGGCCACGGUUUAAUUUGUGAAAUGUCAAUAAUGGAGCUACGUGAACGCCUCGCUCUACUCAGAGAAGCACAGAAGGCAGCAGAGGAAGAGAAGAGAGACCAGAUAAUUCAUGAAAAACAAGCUAAGGAACAACUUCUUCUAGACAAACUGGACCAGAUUUCACUGUUCAGAGCUGAACUUGGACGAGCAGCUGCUUUAAA